CAGUUGGCGUCGAGCGUUUCCUUAAGGCAAACGCAGCUUUGAUUUGCCUUCCGCGUGUGCUGCUCCGCAAAAGGAAAUAUAUUUAAAAAAUAUCUAAAUAUUCGCGCGUGUGUUUUCCGAUCACUUAUAUUCGUUGAUAAUGGCUUUGGUGGCCCAUCGGAUGAUGUUGCCUGCGCGGCAUCGACGCAACACCACCCAGCAGGUGGCCCGCAACAAGGUGGGCGUGCUGCUGGUUCCCAGUGUGGCGGAUUGCUACGGCGCGGAGAUGGCACCCGGCGUGGCCACGCCUCUACCCACUCCGGCCGCCUCCCAGCUGCACCUGCCACAGGAUGCGGCAGAAGCAUCGGGCGAUGGCAGCGGCUCAAAAGUGAGUGCAACAAGUCGGUGCAACGACCCACAUUCGGUUGGUUGUGCAUGGAAAUGGAAAGAAUUUCCACCGGGGAUUUCCACCGAAAUAGCAGCUUCGUUUUCUUGUUUUUCCUUCUCCUACGGUUUAUGUUUUUGCCUUCUUUUUUUUGGCUACGACUGGCGCCAGCUUUAUUUGGUCAAAUGUGUGCUGUGCGAUUUAGGGACAUAG
Molecule: messenger RNA, 577 nt
Organism: Drosophila melanogaster (fruit fly)
Lineage: Eukaryota; Metazoa; Arthropoda; Insecta; Diptera; Drosophilidae
Exons: 1
Coding region: 140-577 (145 amino acids)
Source: RefSeq, marked reviewed